CAGCUCCAGCAAAGGUGUUUCAGAUGCAAUGCACCUCGCUUCGCAACACCAAAACGAGAGAGAGAGAGAGAGACAGCGGAAAGAGAGAAGAAAGAAGCGCCAUUUUAUCUCGGAUUUUUUCUUUUUUACUUUGACCUGCUUCAGAGUAACCUAAUUUCCUGCAGGAAAGGUUGCAAAUUCGUCAAAGUUUCUUCUACGGAAGAGAUUCAAGCAUUCAUCUGUUGUUUUUUUUUUGUGAUGAUCGUCGAUCGGAGGAGAUGGUAGCAGAGGCAAAAAUUAUUUGUCAUCAGAGCAUCCCGGUUUUGGAUGUUCAGUACCGAUGCAUCGUGAAAGGAAACAAUCCUCAGAAGAUUGAAGACAUUGUCGACGUUUCGACGCCAUAUUCACCGGCUUUUCACCAAAUUCGCGCGUCAGAUUCGGUUUCAACCGAUAUAGCGCGCUCCGAAGAUGCGAGAUCCCUCGAUUCCAUCCCAGAUGUUAAAAUUGACUCAGCCAUCCUCCAGUUUGUCCCAACCUUACGUUCUGGUAGCUUUGUCGACAUUGGGCCCCGUAGAUCCAUGGAAGAUGAACACAUACGGAUUGAUGAUUUACCCACACACCUGGGUUCGCUCUUCCAGUGUCCCAAGCAUAGUGCUUUCUACGGGGUGUUUGAUGGCCAUGGAGGCUCGGAUGCAGCAACAUAUGUCAAGAAGAAUGCCAUGAAAUUCUUUUUUAAAGAUGCCGGCUUCCCACAGGCUUCUGAGGAUGAUGAUGUCUUCCUAGAAGAGGUUGAAAAAUCAGUCCGAAAAGCAUUUCUCCUGGCCGAUCUUGCUUUGGCUGACGAUCGUACUGUUAGCAGUUCUUCUGGCACAACGGCACUUACUGCUCUUAUACUUGGAAGGCUUCUAUUGGUUGCCAAUGCUGGAGACUGCAGGGCAGUUCUUUGCCGUGGAGGCGUAGCAAUUGAGAUGUCCCAAGACCAUAGGCCCAUACAUGCAUCAGAGCGGAGGCGGGUGGAGGAGUUGGGUGGUUAUAUCGAUGAUGGGUAUCUUAAUGGUGUACUUGCAGUUACCAGGGCCCUUGGAGACUGGGACAUGAAGUUUCCCCGAGGCUCUCCCUCGCCGCUGAUUGCAGAGCCAGAGUUUCGACAGAUAAUUCUUACAGAAGAUGACGAAUUCCUCAUCAUCGGUUGUGAUGGAAUAUGGGAUGUGAUGUCAAGCCAGCAUGCUGUAAGUAUAGUGCGCCGUGGGCUACGCCGGCACGGUGACCCGGAGCAGUGUGCCAGGGAUCUUGUCAUGGAGGCCCUCCGCCUCAACACCUUUGAUAACUUAACUGUUAUUGUUGUCGCCUUUUCCUCGUUAGACAACCACAUCCAGGGGGAGUCGACACCACCACGGCAGCAGCAGAAAUUGAGGUAUUGCAGCCUCUCCGCGGAGGCCCUCUGUAGUUUGAAGAGAUUGCUGGAUGGGAAUGACAGCGGAAAUUGAGUGUAAUUAUUUUUAGUUUAGCAACAGGCCGUGACACUUCCAUUGGGGAGAGGGAGCCGAUGCAUUCUGUUUUUGGUUGCUUCAGAUGCGUUAGAAAAAGCAGCCAGCUAGGACUAGGAGUGGGGAAGAGACAUUGUUUAACUUUCUAUGCUUGCCAAAAAAAAAAAAAACAUAAACUUUCAAUGCUUGUAUUUGCCUAUUUGGGGUAAAUGUACAUAUAUUACAAGUUAGGGGAAUAGGCAGAUCAUAACCCCUACUCAUUCAUGUUUAUAAUUAUUUGUUGUGUAUGUAAGGUAGUUAUUUUGCCAUCUA
Molecule: messenger RNA, 1778 nt
Organism: Nelumbo nucifera (sacred lotus)
Lineage: Eukaryota; Viridiplantae; Streptophyta; Magnoliopsida; Proteales; Nelumbonaceae
Product: putative protein phosphatase 2C 47
Biological process (GO): protein dephosphorylation
Molecular function (GO): cation binding; protein serine/threonine phosphatase activity
Source: RefSeq, a predicted model, not a curated record